This is a messenger RNA of Ilyonectria robusta, 2265 nucleotides long. Its product is annotated as ankyrin repeat protein. NCBI's taxonomy places the organism in Eukaryota, Fungi, Ascomycota, Sordariomycetes, Hypocreales, Nectriaceae. The record is from RefSeq and is a predicted model, not a curated record. The transcript has 4 exons. Gene Ontology annotation, molecular function: protein binding. The coding region runs from base 1 to 2265 and encodes 754 amino acids.
AUGGCUGAUGUGGUCUUCGGCGCCGUCGAGGUCGCGGUGUGUAUUACCGAAGUGGUCAAACUCCUCUACAACUACAUCAACGGUGUCAAGGAUGCCAAGGAUGACAUCCGCAAGUUGACACAGGAGCUCUUUGCCCUCAAGGGAGCUCUAGAGCACUUUAGUCUCCACGACGAGAUGGGUAUCGAUAAGACAAUGCAACCCCAGGUUGACAACAUGCUGCAAAUGACUCAAGAAACCCUCGACAGUAUCCAAAGCCGUCUAGGAAAGCCCCGGUUAUCCGCCUUUGGAAAUGCUACUCAGAGUUUUUCUUGGCCCUUCAAGAGUCGUGAGAUCCAAAAACACCUUAAUACCAUCGAGAGAGCCAAGACAUGGUUUGUCAUGGUAAUUCUUAAGGACUCGAGCGAGAUCACCCUAGCCGUCUAUAACGAAAUGAAAGUGCUCGUCCAGAUACUCCAUCAACAGAGCAUCGACAAGCAAACGAACAAGAUGAUUCGAGAAACAGAUGACCUCUUGGCCUGGCUCGCUCCCGUAAAUGUUGAUGAGAUGCUCGACAAGGCUACUCAAAACAAGAUCCCAGGCACUGGACGGUGGGUUCUGGACGAUGCCCUUUCCGACUGGCUCCAGUCUCCUGAUGUCAAGAAACCACUAAUUUGGAUUAUUGGUAAAUCUGGCUCCGGCAAAACCGUUUUAUUUUCCACUAUUAUAGAAGAGCUUAACCGCAUUUCCUCAUCCGAUGCACCGACGAGUGUAGUUGUCGGUUAUCAUUGUUGCUCCCUUGACGAUGCCGCCUCCCAACAGAUUCCCAACGUCUUCGGCUCCAUUCUUGCCAAAGCCUGCAACUCGAGGCCAGAAAUCCUCCGGCACAUUGCACCUUACAAACGAGCUGGUUCCUCACUCGUCCCUCAUAAUAAUUUGACCAUCUCAGAAAUUAAUGAGAUAAUGACCCAUGUUCUAGCAUCGUGUGAACGAUUCUAUGUGUUCAUCGAUGCACUCAACGAGACUCCGUACGAAGAGGAGCUAGUUCAGGCACUGCUUCACUUAUGUGAACAGCAUGCCCAAAUCCGCAUCCUCGUCACUUGCACUCGGGAACCACUCAUUUCGUCUCCAGUCAUCAGAAAGCGGAGUAUGGAAAUCGACUCUGUCAAUAAUGACAUCGAGGCCUAUGUUCGGCAUCGAUUGGCAUCAGAGCCAUGUUUCCGUGUCCUGAGUUCCAAAAUCCACACAGAAAUUCAGCAAAAGAUCGUGCUGGGAGCUGACGGCAUGUUCCGCUGGGCAAAGCUUUGCAUGGAUCGUCUUAGUGUUCUCCGGACCGGACGAGAUGUAAGAGACACUCUUCAAGAUAUGCCCACGACCCUCAACGACACGUAUGUCAGUAUUCUCGGUCGAAUUCAAGACCACGACCGCGAAAUUGCCCGCGAGGCUCUGUUAUGGCUAUGCUUUUCUCUGAGGCCGCUCACUCUUGACGAGCUUGCUGAGGCCGUCGUAAUCCGCGAGUCUGACAGAGACAUCGACGACGACUGCCGCUUGACACGGCCCAUCAUUAUAGUCGACAUCUGCCGCGAUUUGAUUGUGCAUAGCGACAAUUUCGUGACGCUUGCCCACAACUCUAUCCGCAGCUUUCUUACUUCACCACAUAUUCGCAGCACCCCAGCAGCCUUCUUCGCCCUUGACCCUGCUUCAGCUCACUCUCAAAUCUUACGCAAAUGUCUCUGUUACUUGCGUCUAGGUGAAUUUGCAUCCGGGCCUGUGGCCGAGGUCGCGAGUUUCUAUAAUCGGUUUAAGUCUUAUCCACUUGCUUCCUACGCCGCCACCUACUGGCCCACCCACUCAGAGCGAUACACCAUUGCUCCGAAUGAUGAGUCUCUGAUACUGUCUUUCUUCGACACAAAAAAGCUUCCGAAUGGGUCCAGCUUCGACUCCUGGGUUCAACUACUGCUAGAAACACAACAAUUGGAACCAAUCCGGAACACCCAGCCGCUGUAUUACGCUGCCUCUUUUAACAUGCUGGCAGUGCUUAAAAUCCUCCUACGGCCCGAGCUUGGCACCGACUUAAACCGUUCAGGAGGUCGGUUUGGGUCCUCGCCCCUGUUUGUCGCCAUAUGGAGAGGCAACGUAGAAGCAGUACAACUACUACUUGAAGCUGGCGCCGAUCCGUCUAUACCGGAUAAAACAAGCUUGAUAACAGGUCAGGAGUUGGCAGCUAGUUUACAUUUGACAGAAAUUUUGCAAGUGAUAGAGGACAUGUCUAUCCGCGAUGGGAAAUAG